Messenger RNA from Lacerta agilis (Sand lizard), 2671 nucleotides. It is a transcript of the gene PPP1R8, whose product is annotated as protein phosphatase 1 regulatory subunit 8. The transcript has 7 exons. The record is from RefSeq and is a predicted model, not a curated record. Gene Ontology annotation, molecular function: protein binding; mRNA binding; protein serine/threonine phosphatase inhibitor activity. Gene Ontology annotation, cellular component: nuclear speck. NCBI's taxonomy places the organism in Eukaryota, Metazoa, Chordata, Lepidosauria, Squamata, Lacertidae. The coding region runs from base 177 to 1214 and encodes 345 amino acids.
UAAUCAACAAAAAACCAACCAGUCCUAAAAAACCUGACAAUAGAAACAAAUUCUAAAAGGCCAUCUAAAAAUGGGAAGGGAGUGGGCUGUAGGAUUUCCCUAGGAAGAGAGCUGCACAGUCAUGUCACCACCACCAAGGAAGACCUUUCUCUACCCACCAAUCUGAAUUUUAACUAAUGACAGGAGGGCCUCUGAUGCUAACCUUGGGGCUCAGGGCAGGAAAGCCUCCACCCGGGUUGCACCUGGAUGUAGUCAAAGGAGACAAACUUAUUGAGAAACUGAUCAUUGAUGAAAAGAAAUACUAUCUCUUUGGGAGAAACCCUGACCUAUGCGACUUCACCAUUGAUCACCAGUCAUGUUCUCGGGUCCAUGCUGCCUUAGUCUACCACAAACAUCUGAAGAGGGUUUUUCUUAUAGACCUCAACAGCACACAUGGCACGUUUUUGGGUCAUAUUCGUUUGGAGCCUCAUAAGCCACAGCAGAUUCCCAUUGACUCUACGGUUUCAUUUGGUGCCUCCACGAGGGCCUAUACUCUGAGGGAAAAACCUCAGACAUUGCCCUCUGCAGUAAAAGGAGACGAGAAGAUGACCAGUGAGGACGAUGAGCUCAAGGGUUUGCUUGGACUUCCAGAAGAGGAGACAGAAUUAGAUAACCUGACAGAAUUUAACACAGCCCAUAACAAGAGGAUCUCCACGUUAACUAUAGAAGAAGGAAACUUGGAUAUCCAGAGACCAAAAAGAAAACGAAAGAAUUCCAGAGUAACAUUCAGUGAUGACGACGAAAUCAUCAAUCCAGAGGAUGUGGACCCUUCUGUUGGACGCUUCAGAAACAUGGUACAGACUGCAGUUGUCCCAGUGAAGAAAAAGCGGAUGGACAACUCCGGUUCCCUGAGCGCGGAUGAGUCUGCCACGCGGCGCAUGCAGAACUUUCCCUAUAGCGGAGGAUUGUACGGCGGCUUGCCUCCCACUCACAACGAGACGGGUGCCCAGGCCCAUAGCAUUCAUGGCACUGCACUCAUUGGAGGCCUGCCAAUGCCCUAUCCUAAUCUUGCCCCGGAUGUGGACUUGACUCCGGUUGCACCCUCAACGGUCACCAUGAACCCAGCUCCAAACCCUGCUGUCUUUAAUCCCGAAGUUGUGAAUGAGCCCAAGAAGAAGAAGUAUGCAAAAGAAGCUUGGCCGGGCAAGAAGCCUACCCCUUCUCUCUUGAUCUGAGGAGCAGAGCUUGAUCUGUCCUGGGAGACAGGAGCACAACCAGCCAGAGUGGACAAAAAAACUGUUCCAAGUGCAGCACCCACAGCUUUCAGAAUCGGGGUCCUAACUGUGUGUCAUAGCCAGGUUACAGGGGUAACCUCCCCUACAAAAAACAACCUCUGGAAGAACUCUACAGGCAUCUAGAAAAGAGAGGUGUUCCCCCCCCCUCCCCAAUGCCUGCGGAACCACACUGCCUAACAGCCUUUUCUUCUUUUACUCAACCAUGGUUAUUUUUAUCCUAAGGUUAUUCAUGAAUUUAAAGGUCACAGUCACGUAACAGAGAGUCAAAAUUAACAACUCUGUGUUGCAGAGUUAAGCUUAAGCAGCUGGUCUCAGGUGAACAUUCAUCCUCAGAAGUGUAUGUGGACCUGAUCAGUUCUUUAAAGAAGCACCUGGUUCGGGUAGAAAUAGUACUCAUGUAAGUCAGAUAACCAUAGCUUGCUUUUAAACCUGCAGAUCAUGAAGUGCUUUUAGUCUAGGUACAGCCUGUUGUGCUUGCCUUGUAAGUGAGUAUCAUCUUGAAGGCUGGAAGCACAGGGAAAUGGUAAGAAAUAAAAAUCAAGCAGAUUAUUUGCUGCUUAGCAUUCUAGAUUGAAUGCACCAAGGAGGAAAGGGAUACCGAAUGAGAGCUCUUAAGGUACUUUUUACAGUGGCCCUUCCAGAGAAAAAGCAAUGUACUUGCAUAACACUCUGUGUGGGUUGGUUUCCUAUACACAAGCAGAAUUUGUCACACAGUUCUUUUUUUUCUGAACUAAUCCCAAAGCCCACGAAAGGUUAGCCAGUUUCUGAAGUGCAUAAUGACUGCAGUUCUGUCAAAUGGGGAUAUUGCGUGAGCUAAAAUAGUUUCCGGAUCUCAGCUCCACAAUUGUGCAGUUUGACCUAUUGACUUCCGUUUUGCAUUGAACCAAAAGUAGCUCUAAGGCACAUGCUCUGCUUCCAGAUGUUUAUAAUCAAAAGACUUGAUUGAGAUGUGUAUAUUGUACACACUAAAGUAACUAUGGAAGCAGAGCUGUAUUGUCUUUGUUUGAGAGUCUUAUUAUUAUCCAGGCUCUUGGCAGUGGGCAGGCUCUUAAUCACAUUGCUUGAUGGGUCUCUUCUUGGUUCUGUGUACUUAGAUGGUUAGUAUCUCCAGUGGUUUACUGUUCCCUGUAGUACAACAUGGCAGAACAGUGGUAAAAGCUCAGCCAAAGUCAGGCACAUCCUGUUUGGUUUGGUUUUUCCCCAGGGUGGGGGGAGUUAACCACAUUCUUAAGUCCUCCAAAUGAACCAAGUGGGGUUUCAAAAAGUGAGUAAUACAGCUAGGUUGUGUCUGUUAUUGCAGAAACAUUACAACUAUCCAAGAUUCCAUUUACCACCUAACGUAUUGAGCAGGACAGAGAUUUGGGGCCAAAUAAUUCAGGGUAUCUGCUGCUGCUUUA